This is a messenger RNA of Phyllostomus hastatus (greater spear-nosed bat), 4657 nucleotides long. It is a transcript of the gene ASB15, whose product is annotated as ankyrin repeat and SOCS box containing 15. Gene Ontology annotation, molecular function: protein binding. Gene Ontology annotation, cellular component: cytoplasm. Bases 156 to 1922 code for a protein of 588 amino acids. The transcript is spliced from 11 exons. NCBI's taxonomy places the organism in Eukaryota, Metazoa, Chordata, Mammalia, Chiroptera, Phyllostomidae. The record is from RefSeq and is a predicted model, not a curated record. Gene Ontology annotation, biological process: intracellular signal transduction.
GGAACACAUUGGCUCCUGGGCACUUCCUCUGGUUUAGGAAGGCCAGGCCCUGAAUGAGAAUGGCAAGACGAUCAUUCCAAAAGGACAGAUCCUGAUGACCCUCUCUGGGACUCCCAACAAAGGGACUCACUCAAGAACCAUCACCGUUUCAAGUCAUGGAUACUAAUGAUGACCCUGAUGAAGAUCAUCUUACAAGUUAUGACAUUCAGCUCAGUAUUCAAGAAUCCAUUGAAGACAGCAACACUGAAUUUUAUCGUGAAAGAUUUAUACCACUAAGUGAUCAAAACAGAAAACUCGUAGAGGCCAUAAAACAAGGCCACAUUCUUGAGCUCCAGGAGUAUGUGAAAUAUAAAUAUGCGUUAGAUGAAGCUGAUGAAAAAGGAUGGUUUCCGUUGCAUGAAGCUGUUGUUCAACCCAUUCAACAAAUACUUGAAAUUGUUCUGGAUGCAUCCUAUAAGACACUCUGGGAGUUCAAGACCUCUGAUGGGGAAACACCCUUGACAUUGGCAGUCAAAGCUGGUCUGGUGGAAAAUGUAAGAACUUUACUGGAAAAGGGAAUAUGGCCAAACACCAAAAAUGACAAAGGAGAGACACCUCUUCUGAUUGCUGUAAAAAGGGGCUCCUAUGACAUGGUGUCUGCUCUGCUCAGAUACAACACCAGCCUUGACCAGCCCUGUGUCAAGCGAUGGUCAGCAAUGCACGAAGCUGCCAAGCAAGGCCGCAAAGAUCUCAUAGCUCUGCUGCUGAAACACGGUGGAAAUGUCCACCUGAGAGACGGGUUCGGAGUCACACCGUUAGGUGUUGCUGCUGAGUACGGUCACUGUGAUGUGUUGGAACACCUAAUCCACAAAGGGGGUGAUGUGUUUGCUUUGGCCGAUGACGGGGCAUCAGUGUUGUUUGAGGCAGCAGGAGGCGGCAAUCCUGACUGCAUUUCUCUCCUGCUGGAAUACGGAGGAAGCGGAAAUGUGCCUAACAGAGCAGGGCAUCUUCCUAUUCACCGAGCUGCCUACGAGGGACAUUAUCUUGCACUGAAAUAUCUUAUUCCAGUAACAUCCAAAAAUGCAAUCCAGAAAAGUGGGCUGACACCAGUUCAUUCCGCAGCAGAUGGGCAAAACGUGCAGUGCCUGGAGCUGCUCAUUGAAAAUGGUUUUGAUGUCAAUGCUCUGCUCGCUGACCACAUUUCUGAGAGCUAUGAUGACGAGAGGAAGACUGCGUUGUAUUUUGCUGUUUCUAAUAAUGAUAUCCAUUGCACAGAAGUCCUUCUGAAUGCAGGUGCAGACCCAAACUUAGAUCCCCUCAACUGUCUACUUGUGGCUGUGAGGGCCAAUAACCAUGAGAUUGUCCGGCUGCUCCUCUCCCAUGGAGCUAAUGUCAAUUGUUAUUUUAUGCAUGUCAAUGACACUCGUUUCCCCAGUGCCAUUCAGUAUGCCCUAAAUGAUGAGGUAAUGUUGAGGCUGUUGCUGAAUAAUGGCUAUCAAGUGGAGCUGUGCUUUGAAUGCAUGCACGGGGACAUCUUUGGGAAUUCAUUUGUGUGGUCAGAGAUAGAGGAAGAGGCACUGCCAGGAUGGACCUCUUGUGUAAUAAAGGAUAACCCGUUCUGUGAGUUUAUUACAGUUCCUUGGAUGAAACACUUGGUAGGCAGCGUUAUUCGUGUAUUAAUAGAUUACAUGGAUUAUAUCCCUCUGUGCGCUAAACUGAAGUCUGCACUGGAAGUACAGAGAGAAUGGCCUGAAAUCCGUCAAAUACUAGAGAAUCCUUGCUCAUUAAAGCAUUUGUGUCGGUUAAAAAUCCGAAGACUUAUGGGACUCCAGCGACUCUGCCAGCCAGCCUCAAUGAAGAAGCUUCCUCUACCGCCAAGUAUUCAAAGAUACAUAUUAUUUAAAGAGUAUGAUCUCUAUGGACAAGGGCUAAAAUUGCUAUAAUCUAUAAAUAAUAUUUUAAACGCCAUUUAAGAAAUAUUUUUAAAUGUGAUUCCCUAAGAGCAUUUCUUGGAAUCAUUUUACAUCCCUAAGUGUAUUUAAAUCCAUUGACAGUUUUAAAAUGGGAUCCUGUGUUCUUAUGAGAACAGUGUAUUUCAUAUCUUUAAAAACAUUUAUAUUGUGGUUUUUAAAAUUCAAGCACAGCUGAUACCCAAUAUUAUAUUGGUUAUAUUAAUUUCAGAUGUACAAUAUAGUAAUGUUACAUUUUAUACUUUAUGUGAUCACCCUAAUUCUAGUAAUCAUCUGUCACCAUGCGAGCUUAACACAAUAUUAUUAACUAUAUUCCCCUUCCCCUUUUCACCCACUCCCCCACCCCACCCUUCUGACAGCCAUCCUUUGGAAUAUAUUGUGAUUUUUUUAAGCUAGUUAAUAUUUUUUAUUUGAAUUUCUAUUGAUUUUCUUCACUUGCAAGAAGUCUUCAAAUUCUCCCUUCAAGUGGCUCCUACAAUAUCCAUCAGCAAGUCUCUCCUGUGUUUAUAAAACAAACACCCACUUUUUCCAACCACAUCUUCAGCCAGUCCCUGGCCCUUCCUCUCCUUUCUCUCAUGGCCAAACUGCAUGAAAGAGCUCCUUCCUGCCUGCAGAUUUACACACUGUAUCUGGCUUCUGCUCCCUCACUGCCCUUCUCAAGGUCCUUAACCACUUCAUGUUGCUAAUUCCAAUGAGCAUUCUUCAGUCCUUUCAGCUGAUUCCUGCACCAUCUGACACUUGCCUGCUCCCUCCUUGAAAAUGUCUUCCCUUGGUUUCCAACCUCGGUGUCUUGGCUGUCCUCCCAGACUGCUUUUUCUCUGGCUUCUUUCUGUGUGGCUUAUUUCCUUUAAGCUUUUUGUAAUGUCUUAAGCCUUUUUCUUAUGCCACAUUAUCUGGGAAAUUUCACCCAUGUUUGCAGUUUCGAUUACUACCUGUAUACAUUUGACUACCAAAUUUAUAUCUGAAGUUCAGCUCUUUCUCUCAUGUGCCUGAGACCUGUGUAGACAAUUGCCCUAAUGGUCAUGAACACCAAGAUACUUCAAGUUCAACAUGCCCCAAAUGAACUCAUUGUCUUCCUCCACCAAAAGGCUUCUUCUCUUACAUUCUCUAGCUCAAUGGUUAGUAUAGUUAUUGAUUCAGUUUCCCAAGUCAAAAGUCUGGACAUUCAUCUUGACCAUCCAAAUUUCCUUACCCAAUAUAACAGAUCAUCAAAUCCUGGUACGUUUAUCUCUCCAAAUUAUUUGCUACUCUGUUUCACUGAUUUUUGGCCCUAAUUCCAGCUCUUAUCUCCAUUUACUGAGAUACCCUAGUGCUGGCUAACUGGCCUUCCUUCCUGCUGUCCUGCCUCUUUCAACGCACAUGCUACACAUAACAUCCCGGAAUGAGCUUUUACAAAUGUAAGUAGAGUUUCAUUCCCCUGCUUAAAAUUAUUGCUCAUAGGAUAAAGUCCAAAUGGCCCCUCAUGAUCUGACUCCCUGUGUUCCUCCUCAGACUUAUCUCUCAAUGCCUUCCUUAACCCCCCCCUUCAAUCAUAUUAAACACAGUUUAGAAGUUUAAUCUUUGAACAGUGGUUCCCAGACUCAUGCAAAAUCUAUAAAUCAGUAGUUUUUGUUUCACUAAUUUUAAAAAUAGGGUCAUUUAUUUAAAUAUACAUAGAGGAUCCCAGAGGGAGAAAAAAUGCAUAUAUAUACACACAUAUAUAUGUAUAUAUACUAACCCAUAUAUAUAUAUAAACAUAUAUACUACUAUGAUUGUCAUUUCUUUAAAAAGAAACCAUUUUAGUGGCAAAAAUAAGGCACCCUUAAACUUGGUUAUUAAAAGGGUAUGACUUUAGCUUUGGAAAGACUUACCACACUGUCUUCAUUUUCCCAUUGAUGGGUGAAAAUUUCAUUCUGGCUGCACAAGUAUCUUAGGUUCUUUGUUUGGAAAUCACUGCUGCAGAAUAGAUCACGCUCUCUUGUAUCUCAGGGGUCUUUGCACUUUCUUUUCGCUCUGUCUGGAAUCCUCUUUCCAUCUCCUUCCUCCCCUCUCCACUUCUUACCCUACAGGUCUCAGCAUGGACGUUGCUUCCUCUAGGAUGGGAGGCUCCCACAUAGCAAUUCUCAUGUGUUAUCUCAGGUGCCUCUGUUUGUCCUCAGUUGUCUGCCCCACUAGACUGUAAGCUCUGUGAGGGCAGAGUCUAUGUCUGCUUUGUUUUCCAGUGUUUUCUCAGGGCCAGAUACAUUCCCUAGAGCACAGGGAGAGUUCAAAAACUAGUUGUUAAAUAUAUUAAAUGAGUGAAUGUUACACAAGACCCAGACAAAAUAACCAAUGACCUCAUGGUAAAUGAUAGUUUUUAAUCUCUGAAUUGGUUAUAUAACCGUAAUAUUGUAAUUAUUUAGAUUUAUUUUUCUUAGAUUUUAAUGUUUUCUUAUGUUUAUUUUUAUCUUAAGCAUUACUGCAUUGUUUCGAUUGUAAUACCUCACUGGUUGUGAAUUUUUCAAAUUGUAUUUAGUUUUAGUGUUCUUUGAGACAUAAAUAAGUAUAAAAAUUACUUGUACAAUUAUGGCUAUAGCUUUAACCCCUUGCAUUCCCUAGAGUUAUAUUUUUAUGUAAAUUAGACUGCAAUGUAUUUAAGUAGAACCGUAAUGUUUUAUGUAUAAAAUUUCAUGAUUCCUCUGUUGCUUUCCUACUUGUGGAGAAAAUGCAUUUUUACCUGUAAUGGUGUA